AUGAGGCUGGUGUGGAAGUCCCUGGACAAGAUGAGGUGUUUCCGUAAACGCUCCACCAUCCCCUUCCUGGUGGUCCUGAUCACAUGUCUUCUGUUCUUCAACCUGUACAUGGAGGAUGGAUACGUCUUGGAGGCGGGUAAAAGACAGCUGAUGCAUCCUUCAAACUCUGAGAGAUAUGUUCACAACUUUAGAGACCUCACGAAUUUCUCUGGAACCAUAAACGUCACAUAUCGUUACCUCGCUGGGAAUCCACUGCCCCGGAAAAAAUAUCUAACCAUUGGGUUGUCAUCUGUGAAAAGAAAAAAAGGGAAUUACCUCAUGGAGACGAUCAAAUCCAUUUUUGACCAGUCCAGUUAUGAGGAACUGAAAGAGAUUGUGGUGGUGGUUCACCUGGCAGACUUUGACCUGGCCUGGUGUGAAAAGCUGGUGCAGGACAUCUCCAGGAAGUUUGCCCACCACAUCAUCGCUGGACAUCUCCUGGUGAUCCAUGCCCCUGAGGAGUACUACCCAUCACUGGAUGGGCUGAAAAGGAACUACGACGACCCAGAGGACAGGGUACGCUUCCGCUCCAAGCAGAACGUGGACUACGCCUUCCUUCUCAACUUCUGCACCAACCUCUCAGAUUUUUACAUGAUGCUGGAGGACGAUGUGCUCUGCUCAAGGAACUUCCUGACAUCCCUGAAGAAGGUGGUCACCUCCAGGGAAGGCUCCUACUGGGUGAUGCUGGAAUUCUCCAAGCUUGGCUACAUAGGGAAGCUCUACCACUCAAGAGACCUGCUGCGCCUGGUCCACUUCCUGCUCAUGUUCUACCAGGAGAUGCCUUGCGACUGGCUCCUUAUUCACUUCCGGGGCCUGUUGGCCCAGAAAAAUGUGAUCCGCUUCAAGCCCUCUCUGUUCCAGCACAUGGGCUACUACUCCUCAUAUAAGGGGACAGAGAACAAGUUGAAGGAUGAUGACUUUGAAGAGGACCCUAUUGAUAUCCCUGACAACCCUCCUGCCAGCCUGUACACUAACAUUAAUGUAUUUGAAAACUAUGACGCCACCAAGGCUUAUAGCAGUGUGGACGAAUACUUUUGGGGGAAACCCCCCUCUACCGGGGACUUCUUUGUCAUUGUCUUUCACGAACCAAGCAAUAUUAGUAAUAUCAAAAUCUUGACAGGAACGGACGAUCGUCAGAAUGAUAUCCUGCACCAUGGAGCUCUGGAAGUAGGAGAGAAGCUGGUGGGGACAAAGAGAGGAAGGCAGUGUUCUUCCUACAUCACGUUAGGGGAGUUUAAAAAUGGCAACAUUGACGUUCAAGACGUGGACCACAAGAUUGCCUUUGACAUCCAGUGUGUUCGUAUUGUGGUGACUGCCAGUCAGAAUGAAUGGCUGAUUAUUAGGAAAAUAAGUCUGUGGACGACAUAGUUGGCACACAGAGGGCCCAUAC
Oncorhynchus nerka (sockeye salmon) is the source of this 1429-nucleotide messenger RNA. Its product is annotated as alpha-1,3-mannosyl-glycoprotein 4-beta-N-acetylglucosaminyltransferase C-like. Gene Ontology annotation, molecular function: acetylglucosaminyltransferase activity. The coding region runs from base 1 to 1407 and encodes 468 amino acids. The record is from RefSeq and is a predicted model, not a curated record. NCBI's taxonomy places the organism in Eukaryota, Metazoa, Chordata, Actinopteri, Salmoniformes, Salmonidae. Gene Ontology annotation, biological process: protein N-linked glycosylation. The transcript is spliced from 3 exons.